ACGUGAGGCUCUAGUAUGUAAAAUAUUUCUCUUCAGCCAAAGGCCCUGACAUUUUCAAGAAGCAGCAGCAAAAAUGACUAAGGGUACAUCUUCGAUGGGUAAAAGAGGCAAUAAGUCUCAUACCCUCUGCCGUCGUUGCGGAAAGCGUUCUUUCCACAAGCAAAAGAGCACUUGUGCUUCCUGUGGUUAUCCUUCCGCUAAGACCCGCAGCUUCAACUGGGGUGCUAAGGCCAAGAGAAGAAAGACUACCGGUACUGGUCGUAUGCAACAUAUGAAGAAGGUUCACCGUAGCUUUACCAACGGUUUCCGUACUGGCAACAAGCCCGCUACUGGAUCCAAGGCUAAUCCCGCUGCUUCUUCUGCUUAAAUCUAGUGCAUUCAGGACAUUUUUCGGAAGAGGGAUCCCUGUUGCGAUGUACAAUUUGUAUUCUUUGACUGGAUCCGUUUUUAUUGGCAGUUUUUGGGAGAGAAAUCUAAUCUGUGUUCUUUUCAUUUUUUUAAUGUACUGUUUUUAAGUGUGUAGAUACAUCUGAGUAGCGGAAGUCCCGAUGAUAAAGUAAACAACACAUUGGUGAAAGCAUGAACUGAGGAAAAGUAAAAAGCAACCCCA
Messenger RNA from Schizosaccharomyces cryophilus OY26, 610 nucleotides. Its product is annotated as 60S ribosomal protein L37. The record is from RefSeq and is a predicted model, not a curated record. Gene Ontology annotation, cellular component: cytosolic large ribosomal subunit; ribosome. Lineage: Eukaryota; Fungi; Ascomycota; Schizosaccharomycetes; Schizosaccharomycetales; Schizosaccharomycetaceae. The transcript is spliced from 2 exons. The coding region runs from base 74 to 367 and encodes 97 amino acids. Gene Ontology annotation, biological process: translation. Gene Ontology annotation, molecular function: structural constituent of ribosome; RNA binding.